CUAGUCCCCAGUUCUGGAAGAACGACAUACGAACCCUGGUAACUUGGUAUCUGGUAUGGCCUUACUUCAAGGACACUGCAUUCGGAUAUCAUAAGAGGAUGCGUGGAACACUGUGCUUUGCGUACCUUGCCCAUAUCAUACAAUCUAGGCCUCUUUAUUCCUCGCACCCUGUCUACUCAGCAUGUCGCAAAAUAGGAAACGACGAGUGACGUAUGGUAAAUCACCCUUAAACAGGCUUGAGUCACAUACGCAGGGAUUAGGUGAUUCUGCCAGAGCAUCCACGUCUCGCAUUUCCCCAAUUAAUGAAUUAGCUACGUCAGCAACAUCUUCUGUUCGAACGUCUCGGUCUUCCCGGCUGCUGAAGAGCUCAAGCAAUUCUCCGGUCACGAGAGGGGGGAACGAGGAUGAGAAUAAAGGAGACGAGCAUAUCGCCAUGCCGCGAAAACGGAGGAAGUCGCUUCAUGAAGAACCUUACAUUGACCCUACACUACGCGGGAUGAGCUCACAUGCGGCUGCGUCCCUGGGUGUGAAUCUAGGGAAUGCCGGCCUGCAAAACAACAUUAAUUCCCCUCCAAAACACACCCAUCGGGGCAAACCUUCGGGCGGCGGUGACACUUCUCGGUCUGCGAGUCCAGACACCACGCUUGAGGCCGAAUCAAUCAACCGACCAGCAUAUUCUUACUGGCGCUCUACCCGUCGACAGAAGCCAGCUUCUCAGCUUCGAGAUGAUCGUAAGGGUUCAAGUAGUUCUUUGGGUACAUCUCAGAGGCUCGACUCGGCUUCGCCGCGGAAAAGAUUGGUCGACUCGUUAGGCACUGCAGAUAAUGGAGGCAGUGGGGCUUUUGCGCCAUUGUCCCAUUAUGUGCCUAAACCACUCUACUCCUCUGAUGAGGUGGAUUUCACUUCAGCAGGCCGGCGUCUUGAUAGGGAAGCGUCCGAAUCCAGGACAUGUGACCCUGAGCACCUUCGAAGAAGCCCUCCCGCGCCCGUACCUUCUUCAAUGUUGCGAUCUUCAGGAGUUACUUAUUCACGGCAGCGUUCAUUUUUGAAUGAUUCACUUACUUUGACCGAUCUCGAACACCAUGAUGUAAAGAACUCUCACGAAUUCGAAACUGAAGCAGAAUCUCUUAACGUACGCUCUUCGCGCAUAUCUCCCGAAGAGGAUGAUGCCCAGGAUAGCAAACCCGUCCGUAGCAUCCACGAGCUUCGGCGGGCUGGAGACAAUGCCCGAUUUCGAGAAGUCAUCGACUCGAUUUUUGAAGAUAUCGAAGACAGAUAUAGUUCAAAGUCUGGAAGAUGUUGUGCCCUUGCCGAAUUAUGUGGCAAACUUUUGGAUCCCCAGUUUGUACAUCGUUUCUCUGAGCAGGGAUUUGACGAACGUCUGGUGAAUUGUACAUUAAACGAUUUGGAUUUAAUAUCUGCUUCCCUUGCUCUCAGUGCUCACAGACUGAUAAUAGUCGGCGGCCAUACUUCCCGCGUUUUUUCCGACUCUUUGUGGGCAAGGAUCCUCGAAUUACCCCCCGCAGUAUUGGAUACGGAGGACGAUAUCCUUAUUUUAGCCCGAAAACCUUCGAUUGGUCUUUCAAAGACUGCACAGGCAGCCAUCAGGGAUGUUCGGUCUCAUUUAUUGCCUGCCAUGGGUUCUCUUUCGCCAUGUCUGUCACCCCAAUUGCUAGCACUUGAGUGCAUCAAAUCUUCUCUGGUCGUUCUCCGGGAGAGUGGGCAUACAAUUCACCAUUUUUCUACACUAUUUUUGGGCAAGUUGAUCGAUCUGAUUGCGGAAAAUGCCAUCAAAGAUCUAAAUUCCUCAGCACCGAAAGACCAACUUGAGUUUCUGGAUCGAAUAUUUCUGAUUCUCGAGGAUUACUCGGUAAUAUCGGGGCCAUUUGAUUAUAAUCAUUGCCAGUGUUUCCAUCGUCUUGUUCGAUUUCAUAACGUUUUAAGUUUAGAUCAUCGCGAUCGAAGACAUGCCUCGAUGUCCUAUAUCCGGGUGAUACUAAAUCUUACUAACAAGGAGCCGAAACUGUGUGACUGCUUUGCAACCCCAGAUAUUGUCUGCGGGCUCGCGGGUAUUGUUACUACAGAAUUUCGGGAUAUUUCUAGCGAACUUUGCCACCAGGACGAUGGCACAUUGAAUGAGGUCAUUUUGGCUCUAGGAACCCUCAUAAAUCUAGCAGAGAAGACCAAGCAGUCCAGAGCUAUACUUAUAAGUUCCGAUAACAGAGCAGUUUCUUUCUUUCGCCAGCUUCUCGAGCAAUUCUCUGGCAGUGUUGGCACUAUGGACCAGGUGAGGAAACAAUUAUUACCUAUUGAUGUGUUCUGACAUUAUAUAUAGGCACACUCCGUGGCCGAUGUGCAUGUGAAUGUUGUUGCAGGAUACCUAUCCAUCCUUUUGCUUACUAUUUGCCUCGACAAGG
This is a messenger RNA of Aspergillus versicolor CBS 583.65, 2417 nucleotides long. Its product is annotated as WAPL family protein. The coding region runs from base 182 to 2323 and encodes 713 amino acids. The record is from RefSeq and is a predicted model, not a curated record. The transcript has 2 exons. Lineage: Eukaryota; Fungi; Ascomycota; Eurotiomycetes; Eurotiales; Aspergillaceae. Gene Ontology annotation, biological process: regulation of chromosome condensation.